Messenger RNA from Planococcus citri (citrus mealybug), 8149 nucleotides. Its product is annotated as titin-like. Lineage: Eukaryota; Metazoa; Arthropoda; Insecta; Hemiptera; Pseudococcidae. The record is from RefSeq and is a predicted model, not a curated record. Gene Ontology annotation, molecular function: protein binding. The transcript has 14 exons. Bases 311 to 7606 code for a protein of 2431 amino acids.
ACUGGAAAAAGUUGUUUGCGCUCUUGGCUGUUAGCUUUUGUUGUUUUAUAAAAUAAACUGAAUUUCGAGUAAUUUAUCAGUACAUUUUGAUAAAUAAUUAUGGAACCUUUCAAUUUAGUAUAAUAUUCGUGCGAUGUAUAGAAACGAAAUUGAUUAACCGGUGAUCAAAGUUUUUUCGAGUACGAACAAUUCGCAGUAAUAGAUUUCAAAGUGUAACAGUAUGCGUUUUCAGUUCGAUUUGCCGAGUCAAAACUCAUCUACGUAAUUAAAUUAUUCUAGAUAAUAUCAAGAAUCGACGUGAUUACCAAAAAUGACGAACGAAAUUGGAUAUCUGAUUCAAGCCAACGAUGAAGCCGAACAAGCAUAUCAGUACCCUGUCUCCCAAGAUUAUCUUAUUGGUAGCAGUGUCGAAUGCAAUUUGAAAAUCACCGCUGAAGAUGUCUCGGAUCUGCAUUGUCGUAUUAGAUUUACGAAUAACGAGGUCUGCAUAUUCAGCCUCAGUACGCAAAAUCCUGUUUACGUAAACGAACAACCAGUUUCCGAAGAAGGUAUAGCUCUUAAUGACACAGAUGUAAUACGUAUUAACGACGAUCAUCAGUUCAAAUGGAAGACCACCACUGAUCGAAGAAUUUUUUCCAGGUCGCUCCCAUUGGAUAAUGCUCCAGAAUCCGCGGUCGAAGUGAAUGCAAGAUAUUCCGAUUCUGCUUUAAUUACGUGGAAAAAUGUGGAUUGUGUUCCUGAAGAAUCUACGGACGUGACUCUUCGAAAUGCGCCAAUUCAGCAAGAUGAGGAUAACCAGGUACGUGAAGAAGAGAAAUUAUCUGAAACCGACAGCGUUGAAAAAUCAAACGUAUCAAUUCCAUACGAAAUAAACCGUUCAACUGUCGAAUGUGGAAAUAAAUCUAAAAGCUUCGUGAGUACGCCGGUAAAAUCUCACGAAUCAGUGAAUCCGGUUUCUCCGUUUGCUGCAUCAAAUGCGUCUGUUUCUAAUUCCAAAAAUAACACCAGCAAAAUUUCACAUAUUCCUGACGAAUGUACGACGGACGUAACUCUUCGAAAUGAGUCACUUCAGCAGGAUGUUAGUGAUGAAUCGAUAGAUGAAGAAAAGAUAUUAUCUAAAAAUGACGGUGUUGAAAAAUCAAACGUAUCUAUUCCAUACGAGAUGGACCGUUCAUCCGUUAAAUGUGGAAAUAAAUCGAAAAGUUUUGUACGUACGCCGAUAAAAUCUCAAAAAGCAAUAAGUCCGGUUUCUCCGUUCACUGCAUCGAACGCGUCUGUUUCAAAUUCCAAACAUAGCACCAGUAGAAUUUCGCAUCAAAAUGAUGACACUGAAGCGGAACUGGAUUGCUCCGCAAGAAAUAUACCGGAAGAUAUGUUAGAAGAUUUGAUGUCCCAACCAGGCAGUCAAAAAGCUUUCCAUUCUACUCCAAAAGCGCCUGUGGAAUCGAAGAAUCGAAAAAUCGCCCGUUCUUCGUCAUCGGUUCUCGAAGAUGCGAAUUUCGAAAAAGAUAACGAAAUCGAUACCUCGGAUCUAAUGAUGCAUUACGACGUAGCAGAAAAAACUGCCCCAACGAGUGAAAAAUCACUGUGUAACGAAUCGAAAAGACUCAAUUCAGCUUCGAAAAAGUCCGCAAUCACUCCAACGAAACGUGCUUCCGAACAGAUAACCGAAAGUCGUCGCAAUACGCGAGGUAGAACAUCCCUGCUGAGAAAAACAUUCGAAGAGAAUUCUUGCGACAACGAAGCGAAAUCAUUGACUACGCCGGAGAAGUUGGCAGAAGCGAGUAAUAUUACUCAGACUUCGUUUCUCGUCGAUUCCGAAAUGGAACACGUUACUGAUACGAAUUUGGAGUACAAAUCUUUGAACGAGUCUUCGAAAGCCGCAUUAGUUUCGGUAUCGGAUGAAAACGAUACCUGCGAAGCGUCGUUUAUCGAUAAAUACAAAAUGUGCAACGUUGUGAAAAAUACAUCCGCUUCGAAAGCCGAUUUGGUGGCGAAAUGCGCUCGUAAUCUGUCGUAUAUUUCGCCUCCGGAGAAUAACCGUAGUCAAGAGUACAUGGAUUCGAUGGUUACUACGCCUCAGAAACAUUCCACCUCGGUGCACGACAACGUAACUGAGAAUUGCAGCAUUAUGACGCCUUCGUUUCUAUCAAACACCAAAGAUUCGUCGUACGACGAAAGUAUAAAUACGUCUUUAUCUUCGGCUCGCAAACGUCGAUCUACUGGCUUCACUCCGUUCGUUGGUACUCCUUCGAACGAAUACAGAGUCACGAGGAAAAUGUCGACACCGUUCAGUAGAUCAGUCUUGAGUCGAACUUCGGUCGAUUUCGAAGCGACUUCGCGAGAUAGUAAGCAGUCGUUCGAACGUAGAUCUACACCUUACAAAGUGCCAGCUGGUAAAUCAUCGAUGAGAGAUUCUAUCUCGUGUCAACCUACCAUUCAAGAGAAUGCAUCGUUCGAAGAAUUGGAAGCAGCUAAUCACGAGUAUGAUUCGAUCAACGAUCCGAAAUUCCGAUUUAUUACCAAAAGGCGUAAGCAAAGGUACGGUGAAAAUACCUUCGCCGAAGAAGACCGAAUUCUCGAAGAAAGCGAGCUGAAAAGCGAUUGCACCGAAGUGGAUAACGAUUGUUCUCUCGAAGAGGAAAAUACGAUAGCUUCUGUUACAAACGCAUCCAUCAUUUCGGAUGACUGCGAUGAACUUUCCAACGAAGAUGGAACUGAAACAGAAACGGCGAAGAAUGCGUUGGAAUUGAAAUCGAUUUUGACUCCGUUGCCUAAAUCUUUGGCUUUGAAAGAAAAAAGUGCCAAAAGAGUGACAUUUGUUUUACCCUCUUCGCCCGAGUGUACGAUUAAUAAAGAAGAUACCACGUUGAGUGUCGAAGAAUCUUUCGCUAUGAUCAGUUCUUCAAAACCGGCCACCGAUGAACGUAGUUUAGCUUACGAUAGCAUCACUUCCGACGAAGAACUACACGCUUCAGACCGUCAAGAGACUGAUUUAUCGUAUAAUACAGCCUCCGAACCGGAAGCUUCCUCGAUUGCGGAGAAAUGCGACGAAAGCUCUAUGAACAUUUCCAGUUCGCAAUCUCAAACAAAAAUACAAUCAAAUUUGAACGAUUUGAGCGGCGUCGAGCAAAUACAGUCUCCAGAGCCAUCGCCAACUAUACGUGAUGUGUCAGCUAUCGAAGACGAUGACGUUUUAGAAGCUGAUAGCGAAGCUAAUACUCCGCCCGAAGCAUCGAAACAUUCUUCCGCCAACAUCACCGACGUCGAAAGCUCGCUAGUUUCCUCGGAACCUUCAAAUCGAUCAAAUCUUGGUGACCAAGAACGUACUAGAACAUUCAUCGAAACCGAGUCUGCGGAAGAAAUUCAAAAUACAACCGCAAAUCACGAUUUAAACGAUAGAAAUUCAACGAAAAUCAGCUCCACUCCGGGAAUUCUAUUAUCCGGCAUUAAAACAUUAUUCAAGACCCCUGAAAAUCCCAGAAAAUCUACCGCCAGUACGGGUGGCAAACUGAGAUGUAUUUUGAAUUUCACACCCAGCUCGGGUAGCAAAACAAACACCGGAAAAUCAGCUUCAGCCCGAAAAUCUGUCGAUGUGACCAGAAAAACCGCUUCUGUGACGUCAUCCAGGAUGUGUAAAUCUUUAACUAUGAAUGAAAUUUCAAAAUCAAAGUCUCUAUCUGUCGAAGAAAUUCAAAUCGACCAAUCGAAAGAAACUAUCGAAGCUACUGAGAAAGAAAUCGCCGUUGAAAAUGUAUCCAACGAAGAUUCCGCUUCAGUCGAACUCGUAGCUGAUUCAACGAAUGAGACCAGCACCGCAGAUAUCGUAAUACCAGAAAUCGUUGUGACCGAAGCCACAUUCGUUGAUCAAAAUCAGAAUAAUCAAACUCUAGAAUUGACGAAUGAAACCCCAGAGGAACCAAUGGUCGAAGAUUCAAACGUCGAGUCAUCGAACGAAACUCAGAUUCGUGAUGAAAGUAAAUUAGAAACGUCCGAUCGCGAAGAAGAAACGAAUUCUCACAACGAUGAAACCGUUUCGUUCGAAGAGAGAUUGACUGAUGAUGCAGAGUCUAAAUUUGAAACAUCUGAUCACGAAGAAGAGACGAAUCCUCAAGACGAUGAUACCGUUUCGUUCGAAGGCAGCUUGACCGAUGAUGCCGAGUCUCCUGUAAUUACCCAAAAACGUCCCAGCUCUGUUUGCAACAUCGAGCUUGAUUCCAAAUCCUCUCCUGAAAGUGAAACCAGACCAGAAGAGAACAAAUCUCUCACGAUGGUCAGCUUCAAAGAAAAUGAACCCGAAAAAGCUGCCGAUUCGGACACAUCUGGCGAUACUUCAUCUAUAGACGUGCCUUCAGAUGCUUCAACUUUGCCAAUGUUCGAAUGCGCAGCAGAACCAGUCAACGAAUCAGCAUCUUCUCUCGAAGUUAUGGUUUCGGAUCGCGAUAAUUCGCGAUUAUGCGAUCCUCUGUCUCCGGAAAAUAUCAACGAUGCUAAUUCUUCGAAAACAAGUAUCACCGAAAGCAGCUGUAAUAAUUCGCAGUCGUACGAUUCGCCAUCGAAACACACCAGCGACUUGGAUGCUUCGAAAAUAAGCGUAAUCGACGAUAGUCUGGAUAAUUCGCAAAUAUCCGAUACAUUCUCAACAGACUGCAACGAUUUCGAUACCCUGAAAAAGGACGACGUCGCAACUAAUCUCGAUAAUUCGGUAACAGGUGCAUUGCUGUUCAAAGAAACCGAUCGUAUCGAUGUAUCGCAGCAUAACGCCAGUCGUAAAAACAAUAUCGUCGAAUGUCUCUCCGCGGAAACCGUAAUGGCGAUCAACGUCACCCAAAAACUCGAUGAAAUAGAAGACAAACUCGAUACGAAUUCCGUCAACGUAUCUCGAAGUACCGCCAGUUCCCAAGAAGAAGGUAUAAAAAUAAACGCCAGCAGUGGUCUGAUCAACGAUUUAGAAAAAGAAUUAGAAAGUACUCCCGAUCCAUCGGAUCCAUCCAGCGGCGAAGCUACUCCGUCACAAUUCUUUAAACCCGUAUCGUUCCCGGAAUCGUCCAACACUUCGAGAAUCGAUUCAGCUGUGUCAACUCUGCCUGAGGAUUUCACCAAACCCGAUUUACCAUCGGAAAUCGACCCGAAUGCUGGAAUUUUCACUCCGAUCAGAAAUGCAUUCAGAGAAAGCUCGACUCCUCGAUCCUCCGUGAUCAGAUGUAGAAAAAGUCUACGAAUCCACAAAUGUAAUCCGGAUAACACUGCGAAUAAAUCGUGCAUUUCUUUACACGAUUGCAGCAUUAUAUCGGACGAGUCUCAAACGCAAGCUGAUGUUGAAAAUAUCCAAAGUACUGGUGAAAUUCACGAGAAACACGUCGACGAGUCUCAAACACAACAUGACGCUGGAAAUGACAAAGAACAUGUCGUCGACGAGUUGAAUAUCGAAUUGGCUACCGUCAACGAGAAAUGUGACGUGAUCCAAGAAUUAUCCACAACCGAAGAAAACACACCCGAAGAGCAGAGCGAACCGGUUCUGUGUCCAGAAUCCACUCAACUUAGUUACUCAGUCCUUUCGCCAUCUCAUUCGGCUACAUCUCCUACUCAGGAAAUCACGAUUUCAACAAAUCAAGCUGAUUUAUCAACGACAGACGACGAGCAGCUCGAAAAUCCAUCUAACGAAAUCGUCGAAAACGCCUCUACUGAUCCGAUAGAGUCAUCCGAUGUACACCAAGUUACUGCUGAUGUUUCGAAAGCCCCGACUGUUGAUGAGAACAUCAGCCAGCAAUCCGUCGAUACGGUUAUCGAUAAAAGGAGAAGUUUGAGAAUUCGUAAAGAUCAUCAAGAAGUUGUCACUAGAACUCGUCAAAGAGGUCCGCAAUCCCUCAAAACGAAAAUGAUGCAGCUGAAGGAAGAUUUGGAGAAAGAGCACGAUGAUAAAGAAAACGUCUGUUCUUUAUUGAAAGUUAUCGAUAAACCGAAUGAUAAAACAAAGAAAACGGAGCUAUCUACUGAUCAGAUAACUGCAGAAGAGCCAUCAGUGACAGAGAAGAAACCAAGAAACCAGCGCCGUCUAAAAAAUGUCGAAAACAUCGCCGGCACCGAAGCAGAGUCUCAACAAUCCGUCGAAGAAGCCGCCGGUGGUAAACGGUCUUGUUCCAUUGUACUGACUCCGCUUGAUCCUGAAAUCAUUAAGAGUCCAGUCAAAAUCGACGAAAGCGAUAACAUCUCCCCCAUAAACGAACCAGCAGCUUCGUCGAAGAGAAAACGCACCACCAAAGCUGCCACCAAAACCGAACAAAAACCAGCUCCAUCCACUUUUCGAACCAGACAAAAAACCGUUAAAGCGGUUACUUUCGAUAUCGCUGAAAGAAAAUCAGAAGAGGUUGCUCAACAAACCGCCGAAAACGAUGCUCAGUCCGAAACUACUUCUAAAAAACGAAACCUUCGAAGCAAACCGAGCAUAGUAAAACCAGCUGCUGCCAGCAAAUCGAAAAAAAUCAACGAACCGGAAAAAAAUUACGAAGUUAAUAAAACCAUAAAAAUUCAAUUGGAACCCGUCGAUGAAAGUUUCACCAGUCCGAUCCAACCUGUUGAUAAAAGAACGAGAUCCAAACGUGUUGUAGCUACAACAACGACGACGACGAAAGCUCAAAAACCAGAAAAAGAAACGAAAGAGACGAAAACCAAAACUCCCAGAGCAACGAAACGUGCUCCUGAAAACGUAGAAGAAGAAAAUGCACCCGAGCUACCGAAGAGAAGACGUAUUAGAGCCGAACUUGACGACGAGAGUUCUUCCAAAAAAUCCAAACGUGGUGCUGAAAACGUAGAAGAAAAUACAGCCGAACUUCCAAAGAGAACACGCGUUAGAGCCAAACUCGACGACGAGAGUUCUUCCAAAGAAAACGCCAAAUCCAAUAAUAAUAACGAAAUCGUGAAAGAAUUGCCGAAAAAGACUCGCGCUCGGGCCAAAACCAACGUCCAAGUUGAACCCGAAACCACAGCGAAUAAUCUAAUCGGUAAACCUACCCGAGCUACGAGAAACAAACCCGAAAAUGUUACCAGCGACAGUAGCACUAGUGCUAAAAAACGUGUCAUCGAAUCAUCAACCCAGAUCAACUCUGAAAAAUCCAACAAAAAGACGAAAAUGGUCAAAGGCGUCGAACUCGACGAUUCUUUCAAAACUGCAGCUGUGAAAAAAGCAACGAAAAAACCGACACGUAAUAUUACCAUCGAAGAACCUGUCGCUAGCACAUCUAAGAAAAUUCUGACUCCAAGAGUAACCCGAAGCAGGAAAACUGAAAUCGUAAAAAGCAAAACACCUCCGCCAAAAAUUACCGCAAAAGGAACCCGAGUCGCGAAAAAGAAACCCAUCGUUGUCGAUGAUGAAGAUACUCCAGUCACUUCGAAACGUACCGUCAACGUGAAAAAAUCUCCUACUCCGGUCACUUCAAAACGAGCCGUAGUAACACGAGCUAAAAAAAUAUCCGUACAGAAAGGCAGAAUAUCAUCAACGUUGAAAACUACCAGCAGAGGUUCCCUCGUUGUACGAAAAUCUGCCAGAACUGCUUCGGAGGAGAAAACGACUUCAAACACGAGAAGUACUCGAAGACGAGCGAAUUAAUUGCUCUACUUUGACACCGAUAAUCAUGUACGUAAACAAAUUUACCACGUUGCUGUCAAACUGAAUUGAAUCUUGGCGAAAUACGAAUUUAUUUUGAUUGUUAUCGUUGUAAUUGUAUUUUUGUGUAUUUUUAUUUGCAUUUUUUUCUCGUUAUGUUGAGCAUGAUUCGAUUUUUUAUUCAAGUGAAUUCUAUAUUUAUAUAAAUUUUUAUUAUUAUUUUAACAAUUAUUAACGUUUUAUUUUUAUUCGAACUAAAUUGCAGGAAAAGUACCUAGUUUUACUGUUCUGCAAGACUGUAAAUUAUUUAACUAUUAUGUAAAAAAAAAAAAUUAUGAUCAUUUUGAGAUUUUAUUUCUAUUUUUAUACAUCAUAUUAUUCUUAUUGUUAGUUUGAUAACUUAUGAAAAUUUUAUAUCGGUGUAAUUAUUAUUUUUUUUAGCAAUACUCAGGAUGAAAAAAAUGUUCAUCUUAUCUACUUAAGUACAUAUUUUGUGUAUACUUGAUUAUUGAAAAUAGAAUAUCAAAAAUGGCGUUUUUAAAAUUA